Messenger RNA from Cordyceps fumosorosea ARSEF 2679, 2211 nucleotides. RefSeq names its product fungal specific transcription factor domain protein. Gene Ontology annotation, biological process: DNA-templated transcription; regulation of DNA-templated transcription. Bases 1 to 2211 code for a protein of 736 amino acids. Gene Ontology annotation, molecular function: DNA binding; zinc ion binding; DNA-binding transcription factor activity, RNA polymerase II-specific. The record is from RefSeq and is a predicted model, not a curated record. NCBI's taxonomy places the organism in Eukaryota, Fungi, Ascomycota, Sordariomycetes, Hypocreales, Cordycipitaceae. The transcript is spliced from 3 exons.
AUGUCCGCCGUCCCCCCGCCGCCACACCCUCACAAGAGUCCCCGAGUACUCGCCUGCGUCCUCUGCCAGCACCGCAAGAUCAAGUGCGAUCGCAAUACCCCGUGUUCCAAUUGUAUCAAGGCCGGUGUCACAUGCACGCCCAGUACACCUGCUCCGGCGCGCAAACGUCGCCGCCCAAACCAGGACCUCCAGGAGCGUCUGGCUAGAUGUGAAGAACUUUUAAAGCAGUACGCGACCGGCGGGUCUCCUCCCAGCACUUCCUCCAAUCCCCCGUCCCUCUCAACCCCGUCAACGUCCGCCUCUGCCUCUGCCGCGGCUACCACUGCCAAGAAGGAGGUAAUAGAUACCCCCAGCAGCGUCAGUACCGAAGCGCAGACGACCGUCCAACCUCGAUAUAAAAUCAUUCAAGAAGAUGGCGUAUCAAGAUUCAUGGACAGCCGGAUAUGGGGGACCGUCGUCGAAGAGCUGCAAGCCAUGCGCAGUCUCGUCGAGGCCGAGGAUCCAGAGGAUGCCAGCAUCUUAAGCCCCGAGGAGCUCACACCUGACAAUAACACCGAUUUGAUCCUCUCCAUCGAUUUCACAAAUACCACCACCGAGGAUCUCCUCCCAGACCCCGUCCACGUCUUCCGACUCUGGCAGACAUAUCUCGACAAGGUCAACCCACUGAAUAAACUCAUUCACGUUCCAACAGUUCAACCAUACGUCCUCGAGAUUACUACGAAUAUUUCCAACGUCCCCCUCGACUACCAGGCUUUGCUCUUCAGCAUCAUGUCCAUGGCCACCCUAUCACUGGAAGAGACCGAGGCUCUCCAGAUGCUCGGCAUGAGCAGAGAAAAGGCUUUGCACACGUUCAACGCCGGUGCCAAGGCCGCUCUCACCCGCUUCAACUACCUGAAAAAUUACAACAUGACCUGUCUACAGGCUCUCAUGAUCUACCUCUUCUCCCUCGAAAGUCGAAUCGAUACCCACUCGGCCUGGGUCAUGAGCGCGACUGCAGUUCGCCUUGCCCAAAAGAUGGGCUACCACCACGACGGCGAGAAACUCGGCAUGACUCCCUACGAAACCGAAAUGCGACGCCGAAUUUGGUGGCAGCUGUAUAUGCACGAUUUCAAGCUUGGCAUGUUCUCUGGUCUCAGUCAGCAAUCCAGCUUCAAUCAAAAAUGGGACACCAAAAUCCCCAGCAACCUCAACGAUGCCGACCUGUUUCCCGGCUCCACCGAGCCCGUUCGCCCCAGAGAGGGCCCUACCGAGAUGAUCUUUGUCAUGAUCAUGUGCCAAGUCUUCGACUUCAAGCGAAUGAGCGCGACAGCAGACGAAGAAGCGGAGCUUGAAGCAGCUAUCCUCGGCCAAAGUGAUGAAAGCGAGUACGAUGUCGCCAGACACCAGGCCAUGUUCAACAAGUAUCGCGCGCAGUCGCGAAUCAUUGAGGACAAGCUUAUCGAGACGGAAGAAAAGUAUUGCGACCCCUCAGCUGGCAACGCGCAUAUUGCUGCCAAAGCCUUCCGACCGCUCAUGUUUAAAAACAUGGAGGAGAUGCUGGUCCCCAUGAAGGAUCAGCCGGAAUGGGGUACCGAAAUCUUUGGUCCCAAAGACAACUUGUUCAAAAUUAUGGUGUUGGGCUCUGAGCAUCGUCUCUCCCUCUACCAAGGCAUGAGCGAGGCGGGCUUCAUGUGGUUCAUGAGAAUCACCUUUUCCAUCGAUUUCUUCUCAUUUUUGACCUCGCAACUCUGUACACAUACACGCGGCACUCUCGCUGAUCGAGGCUGGACUUCGGUCGAAAGGACAUACGGUUACCACCCCGAGCUGUUUGACCUAUCGCAAAAGACGCGUAUUGCGCAGGCGCAGCUAGCCCUCAAGGCCUGGAAAGCCCGCGAGGCGUCAUUCCUGCAGGCUGGAUGGCCGCUCGAGACGCCAUGCUUCAUCCAGCGCCUCCGCGAGCUGCUCCCGUCCAGUGACUGCCGGUCCUCGACGGCGAACUCGACGACGGCGACGCCAGCCAUGCCCAUGAUGGGCCUGCAGAUGAGCCAGCAGCCGAUGCAGACGGAGCCGGACCCGUUUGCUGGCAGCUUCCUAGACAUGCCGCCCAUGAGCUGGGACAUGUUUGGCGAAAUGAUUCCGGGCACGUCAGACCAGAUUCCGGCCGCCAUGUAUGGCAACUACGGUAUUGGAAAUUUGAAUUUGAAUAAUAUCAACAACAUGAGGCGUAUGUAG